CUCACGAGUCCUUGCAACGCAUCGAAAACAGCUUUUGUUUGUUUUUAUCAGUUUCAACCUAGGCCUGGAACGUUACUAGUCCGUUACUAUUGUGUGAGUGGAAAAGACUUCCGAACGCCGUUUACUUAAUAGAUAACAUGGAUGAUGAUAGUAGUCCUGGGCCAACUAGCUCUGGUACUGGGAGGAGGAGAAGACUUACCAAGAAAACCAGCUCCCCAAGACCUCAUCCACUGCUUCUAACUUCAGAAUCUUCUGAAGAUUCCAAUCCUGGGCCAAUAGCUGGCCCAAGUACGGAGUCUGCAAAAGUUGUUCUAGAGAGGCGCUGUAAGUCACAAUCGCCCAGAAAGAAGUCGAGGAGGAGAGGUGGGAGUAGGGAAUGUUCAAAAGAAAGAGGACGGUCUGGAUCUGGUACACGCCGUAGGUCAUUGACGACAGAGGAUAGUGAAACUGGUCGCCAGAGAAUGUCCAGGAGCCAGGUAGCCCAUGAACUGAAGGACAUGUUAACAGAAGGAUUGCCUGAACAACUUCAGGAUUCAUGUCUUCAGUUAAGUGUAUCGGAAUCUACAGGGAGUUCCAGAUUAGAACACCAGCAAUCUACAACCUCUCAUGGUAGUUCAACAAUGGGUUUUGAGGAUACUUUAGAGGAAGGUUUGGCAGCACAAUUUCGGUCUUUUUCCCCUCCACAAAUUAGGCAUCCAGUAUAUGACGAGUGUACAGAGGGGCACAGCAGACUAUAUCUGCAAGCACCUGGAGACGAGGAAAGUCGGUACGCUUACAGGCAACCCCCUGAAGAUGAUGAGGAGCAGCAGUGUUCUGAAAAACACUCUGGCCCCCUCUAUGGUCAGCUACAUAUGGGGGAACACACACGACCAGAUCUGCAAGCAUCUGGAGGAGAAGAGAUGCGGUAUGCUUCCGGGCAACCAACUGAAGAAGCUGAGCUGCGGUUUUCUUUUCAGCAACACUCUGGUCCCCUCUAUGGCAAUAUGUAUUUAGGGAGUCGUACAUCAGAAGAUAAGUUGGCAGCCUCCCAUGAAGGAAUGCCCAUUGCUAGUGAUAACGCAUUUGAGGAUAGUUUGGCUGCUCAGCUUCAUGCAUUGUCCCCUCAGCGUAUUAACAGAGAUUUUGGCAGAAGUGAAGAGGUAAGCCCGACAGGAGAGUGGUAUCGUUCAAGAAAGUCUACAGAAGCUUGCCGUGACGGCGAUGACGAUAAUCAGUACGUGGAGUUGCAUUGAAUCCCAAAAAUAGUGGCAUCAAACAAAGUAUUCACAACAAGGCAAUUAUAGAUAAAUUCAGCACAUGUUCUUCUGAAGUAACUGGACUGAGCUCCAGAUGGCAAUCACAGAUUGAUUUUGUAAGUGCAAUCUUUUAAAUUUACUAUUCUUACCUUGAGAGAUUGUAUUCAUUACACAGUUUAUCAUUUAAUGCAUUUAGGAAGAUGAAGGAUUUAUUCCGAAUUGCAUGCAAAGUAAAAAGAAUCCAUCAACCUUGAAUUUGAUCAACUAUAGGGAACCUGUUGCCUACUUACUCCGUUGGUUGGGUUGCAGUUUUUAUUAAGUGUUGCAACCAAAUUUAUUUUGUAAAACUAUAAUUUUGCUUGAACUGUUGAUGUAGGUGGAAGCAGGAUUGAAUAGCAAAGGGGAGUACAAAAGUGGUUCCCAUAUGUAUUGUAAAGUGUUGAGAAUUUUUUUUUAUCUAAAGGUUUGUAUGACAACAGAGAUACCAUUUAGAGGCAUUUAAUAUUACACAAUUUUUUGUAAGUUCCAUUUGUAGAGAUAUAAAAGGUAGCUCAGUAUUUUUGAAUUUGACUGUUUUCAUAGUGCAGUUGUGUGUAAGUUGCAUUGUUUUGAAAGGGUUUUAGUAGGUCCUAUUUAUGUUAAGGUAUCUAAUGAUGGGGAGUGUAUUUCUCGAGGUCCUUCAUGAUGCCCCUCUGGUUUAAGUUAAUGGCUUAUAGGAAAGUUAUCCCAUCUGAAAUACAAAGGUAAUAGAUCUAAUCUUUUAGACAAAGCUAAGUUCUAUACAUUUCAUGACUUUUGUUUUAUUUGCACGUUUUAUCAGGACUAAUAGUCAUGCCAUGCAAAGUAUCUCUCUCCAGUUUAGGUACUGGUGGUAUUGUAACACUGCAAAUUGGAUGAACUGUAUUUUUAACCAUGUUUUAACGCAAUUAGAUGAAUUGUAUUUUUAAUAAGAAUGUCUAUAAAUA
Molecule: messenger RNA, 2200 nt
Organism: Macrobrachium nipponense
Lineage: Eukaryota; Metazoa; Arthropoda; Malacostraca; Decapoda; Palaemonidae
Exons: 14
Coding region: 138-1232 (364 amino acids)
Source: RefSeq, a predicted model, not a curated record